Molecule: messenger RNA, 1708 nt
Organism: Neopsephotus bourkii (Bourke's parrot)
Lineage: Eukaryota; Metazoa; Chordata; Aves; Psittaciformes; Psittacidae
Gene: GPC5
Product: glypican 5
Exons: 5
Biological process (GO): regulation of protein localization to membrane; positive regulation of canonical Wnt signaling pathway; cell migration
Cellular component (GO): plasma membrane; extracellular region; cell surface
Source: RefSeq, a predicted model, not a curated record
AUGGGAACAGUAAAAGGAUAUGCAAUCAAAGCCAAGGAACUUGAGUUUGACACAACAAAGAGUGCAAGAAAAGUGACUGUUGUCAAAGCACCAGGUCAGGAAGGGUUAUUUUUGCAGGAGCUCUCCAAGAGGAUACAAACAGGGAAGAUGGCACAGCCAGGUCCCGGCGGGGGGUCAGUGGCUGGGGGCGGCUCGGCGGCGGCCCUGCUUAGCCUCCUGAGGCGGCCGCCGGGCGAUGGGGGGGGGAAGAGCCUCAGCCUCGGGGUCCUCAGCCCCGGCAUCGUGCUCCUGGCCGCCGCCGCUCCGGGGUGCGCGGUGCCGCCGCAGAGCUGCCAGGCCCUCCGGAAAGUUUUCCAGCUGCGGCAGCUCGGCUCCCUCCGGGGCAUUCUGGAGUCCCCGCGAGCAGGGGUUGAUCUCCAGGUUUGUGCUUCUAAAAAUCCAACAUGCUGCAUCAAGAAGAUGGAAGAAAGAUACCAGGCUGUGGCAAAGCAAGAUAUAGAGCAAGUGCUUCAAACAUCAAGCGCUACAUUAAAAUUUUUAAUAUCUCAUAAUGCAGCUGCUUUUCAAGAAACCUUUGAAAUGCUUAUCAGACUGGCUGAGAAUUACACAAGCACACUUUUCUGCAAAACAUGCAGAAACAUGGCUGCUGAAUCUACUACACAUGUUCAGGAGUUUUUCACAGAUGUUGGACUCUUCAUAUUUGGCACAGACAUUAGCACAGAGGAAUGUGUGAACAGAUUUUUUGACACUCUCUUCCCAGUCAUCUACAACCAUGUGAUUAACCCUGGUCUGACUGACAUUUCAAUGGAAUAUGCGGAGUGCCUCCAAAUGGCGAGAAGAGACAUCAGACCCUUUCUUAAUAGUCCCCAAAAGGCCAUAAGACAAAUGGGAAGAUCACUGUCACCCAGCCAGACUUUCUUGCAGGCUCUGAAUUUGGGGAUUGAAAUGAUCAAUAAAACAGAUCAUCUGCAUUUCUCUAAAGACUGUAGCAGAGCUUUACUGAGAAUGCAGUACUGCCCCCAUUGCCAGGGGCUGACUGUAUGUAAGCCCUGUAUAGGCUUCUGCCUCAACAUCAUCCGAGGCUGCUUAGCUAACACAGCAGAAGUUGAUCUUCAUUGGCGGGGAUAUAUUCAGUCCCUGGAGGAGCUCUCAAGUGCCAUGCGUGGAACAUACGACAUUGAGCAUGUGCUUCUGAACUUCCACUUGCUUGUUAAUGAUGCUGUCCUACAGGCUCGUGUCAAUGGGCCAGAAUUAUCUGAGCAGAUGAACAAGGUAUGUGGUCCUCCUGUAAAGAAGCCUACGCAGUCUCCGGAUUGCUCCUUAGAUCAAAAUAGAGAUAAUCAAGGGUUGAAGAUAUUCUGAAGAGACAGCGAAGAAACCCUCUCCAGCAGCAGAAGGUAAGAUAUUAGUUUUACAGCCAGAAGGAAAGAAUAAAGUAAGCCAUUAAUUUUACAACAGAAUAGACUAUAUUCAAUGCAAUGGCAUGCAUUACUAGAGAAUAAAUAAAGAUUGCAAAGAAUGAAGCGUUUCAGCAACAUAAUGUGCCGUUACAUUUUAGAAAGAGUAAUUUUAUGACUAGAUUUUCUUUUCUGAAAUAAAGGACAUAUGACGAGUCAUUUGGUGUGGCUUGAAGCAUUCAUAAGUGGAUAACAUUUGUAGAAUAUGAACAUUAGCUUUAUAUUGAUGUAUACAUUUUCAAAUUACAUUU